AUGCGGGCUGUCUUACCUGGGCAAACCUAUGCCGAGCCCAAGAGUGAGAAAGCAGGCGAGGUGCCAUGUAGCACUCAGGAUACUCAGGACGGCCACACGUUGAGCUUUCUCUGCCUUGCGACGGCGAAGAGGUCGGAAGACGAGGACGAGGUGCAGACGCCGGCUUUCCGUCGCCGCGACCGCCGCCGCCUCCGAGAGCUACGGCUUGAGAAGUUCCUAAAGGCGAACGGCUUCAGGGAUGUAAACAAGCCGUGCCAGGCCGGGUGCUUCUCCUUCAAGGAAAGGCUCUGUCCCCUUCACGUUGCUGCGCAGCUCGGCGAUCACGAGACGGUUCGCGUUCUCCUGGCUGCUGGUGCCGAUGCAUCGACGAAGACCUCCAAGGGCCGGACGGCACUGGAGAUUGCAGAAGGAUUAGGCAACCGGACCACAGUUGAUGUGCUGCGCUGCAAUACCAAGGUCAUGACCGCACGUCAGUUCACCAACUUUUCCCUCAUGCUGUGA
This is a messenger RNA of Symbiodinium natans, 501 nucleotides long. NCBI's taxonomy places the organism in Eukaryota, Dinophyceae, Suessiales, Symbiodiniaceae. The record is from the annotation of a GenBank genome assembly.